This is a messenger RNA of Phlebotomus papatasi, 1858 nucleotides long. RefSeq names its product lipase 3-like. NCBI's taxonomy places the organism in Eukaryota, Metazoa, Arthropoda, Insecta, Diptera, Psychodidae. The transcript has 7 exons. The record is from RefSeq and is a predicted model, not a curated record. Gene Ontology annotation, biological process: lipid metabolic process. The coding region runs from base 234 to 1703 and encodes 489 amino acids.
AGUAUCAAUUGAAGUGGCAAUAUGACGAGUUUUUAAAACAUUUACAAACAAUCUCUUCUUUCUCUCUUUUAAGUUUUCCUUCUUAGCUCAGUAUUCAGUUGAAAGUGAAGCCGGAAAGACGUUUUAGCUUUAUAAUUCUCUUGUGUACUGAAAAAUUUUGAAUUUUUUAUAGACUGUUAACAGAAACUAAAGUGCCAAUAUAGUUCUAAGACAUUUUUUUUUUGUGCGGAAAGAUGAAGCAUAUCCUAGUGUGGUCAAUUGUGAUUUUUGCACUUGCGUGUGUAAAACCCCUAAAUGGGGACAGUAUCUUUGGUUUUUGGUCACGCAUAAUGCCGACUGAUUCUUCUAUGGAAGCUACAGCUGAACCCUCAAAAUCUUCAAGGGAGAACUUCGCAGCAUUUGAAUCCUUUGAGACCAUUUCAACGGAAUCUGUGGGACAAAUCAGUGAGAUUAGUAAUAUUUGGAAUCCUCUGUCAUGGUUCCAAUCCAAUGAACCCGAAAAGCCGCUGCCCUUCAAUUUGGAUUCUGAAUUGGGGACAGCAGAGAUAAUACGACGCCACGGUUAUCCUUCGGAGGCUCACACAGUUCAGACGGAGGAUGGGUACUUGCUGACGAUCCAUAGGAUUCCCUGUGGACGGUCUGGGUGGACAAGUUGCCUGGCACAGGGACGAGGUCGCGUCCGUGCUGUAUUCGUCCAACAUGGACUUUUGGGGAGUUCGGCUGACUGGGUGCUUAGUGGCCCUGAAAAUGGAUUAGCCUUUCUAUUAGCUGAUGUAGGAUAUGAUGUGUGGAUAGGGAAUGCUCGUGGCAACACUUACUCCAAUCGCCACAGUACCCUGAGAAAGGAUGAUAGCAAAUUUUGGAACUUUAGCUGGCAUGAAAUGGCCAAGUAUGACAUACCAGCAGCCAUUGAUUAUGUUCUCGAAGUAAAGAAUACAGAAAAUCGAAAAUACUCCAAUGAUACAAAUCUUAAGAUUCACAAAGACGUCCUCUAUGUUGGACAUUCAAUGGGAACCACCAUGGCCUUUGCAAUGCUCUCAAUGCGUCCGGAAUAUAAUAGCAAAGUCAAAGCUAUUUUUGCUUUAGCACCGGUUGCAUUCAUGGCACACGUUAAAAGUCCUUUGAGACUGAUUGCACCAUUUUCAAAGGAUCUCGAGUGGUUAAUUAAAUUCAUGGGAAAUGAAUUUCUGCCAAAAAACAAAAUUAUCACGUUCCUGGCCAAGUAUGGAUGCGAAAUGAACAAUGUGGAGCGAUAUAUCUGUGAGAAUAGCAUAUUUGUUCUAUGUGGAUUCGAUACAGCACAGUACAAUGCGAAUCUCACUCCAGUCAUCUUUGCUCACGCACCCGCUGGAGCUUCGACAAAAACUCUGGUUCACUAUGCUCAGGAAAUUCAUGAGAAGGGUGAUUUCAAGUAUUUUGAUUAUGGUCGAAGCGAAAAUGAAGCUCUAUAUGGGCAACCUACUCCACCUCUCUACAAUGUAACAAAUAUAUCAGCUCCAGUGGCAUUGAUUUAUGCAACCAAUGAUUGGCUGGCCGGACCUCAAGAUGUGGAGUUGCUCUACAGAAAGUUACCCAACCCUAUUGGAAUGUUUAAAGUACCCUUUGAGGAUUUCAAUCAUCUGGACUUUAUGUGGGGACUGGACGUAAAACGUUUAGUGUACAUCAAUCUGAUGGAAAUGAUGGAGAAAUAUCGGUCAACAUGAACAAAUCGAAUUAAAAAAAAAUCUCUUUUACUUAAUCACAAAACUCUGUGUUAUUCCCUUUACAAUUAAGUACCCCAGUCCAUAUAAAAACGAAAUUGUAGAAUUGUCAUUAAUAAAAAUCCUGCGUAUUUUCCAGACUUUGUACAGAAACAAAA